UGCUGGCUGAAAGGGGUGGUGCUGCCCAGCCCCGCCCAGUUGGCUGUUGCUGUUGUUUGCGCUUUGUUGCUUUAUAUUUCUCUGAAAACAGUCUAAAGUGCAGUGGAGCCUCCAGACUUGCAGCUGACGGACCUGCCCGGGGCUACAGAAAGGACAGGGCACAGUGGGCAGACCCAGCCCUGUGAAGUCCUCAGGAGACCAUGACCAGCAAGAGAAUCGCCGUGAUCGGGGCGGGCGUGAGCGGGCUCACAUCCAUCAAGUGCUGCCUGGACGAAGGCCUGGAGCCCGUCUGCUUUGAAAGGUCCGAUGACAUCGGAGGGCUCUGGAGGUUCCAGGAAAAUCCUGAAGAAGGAAGAGCCAGUAUUUAUAAAUCAGUGAUCAUCAAUACUUCUAAGGAGAUGAUGUGCUUCAGUGACUAUCCUAUUCCAGAUCAUUUUCCUAACUUCAUGCACAAUUCCCAGGUCCUGGAGUAUUUCAGGAUGUAUGCCAAAGCAUUUGACCUUGUAAAGUAUAUCCGAUUCAAGACCGCUGUGUGCAGUGUGAAAAAGCGGCCUGAUUUCUCCACUUCAGGCCAGUGGGAGGUGGUCACGGAAUGUGAAGGGGAAAAGGAGAUGAAUGUCUUCGAUGGAGUCAUGGUUUGCACCGGCCAUCAUACCAAUGCUCACUUACCCUUGGGAAGCUUCCCUGGAAUUGAGAAGUUCAAAGGACAGUACUUCCACAGUCGAGAUUAUAAGAAUCCAGACAGUUUCACUGGAAAGAGAGUCAUUGUAAUUGGCAUUGGGAAUUCUGGAGGCGACCUGGCUGUGGAGAUUAGCCACACAGCCAAGCAGGUUUUCCUCAGCACCAGGAGAGGGGCUUGGAUCCUGAAUCGUGUAGGGGACCAAGGAUAUCCGUUUGAUAUGUUGUUCAACUCUCGGCUUACACAUUUAUUUUCGAAGAUUGUUGGUCAAUCAUUAGCAAACACAUAUAUGGAAAGAAGGAUGAACCAAAGGUUUGACCACAAAAUGUAUGGCCUAAAGCCUAAACACAGGGCUCUGAGCCAGCAUCCGACAGUCAAUGAUGAUCUGCCAAAUCGUAUAAUUUCUGGGAGGGUGAAGGUGAAAGGAAAUGUCAAGGAAUUCACAGAGACAGCUGCCAUAUUUGAAGACGGCUCCAGGGAGGAUGACAUUGAUGCCGUUAUCUUUGCCACCGGCUAUAGCUUUGCUUUUCCUUUCCUUGAAGAUUCUGUCAGAGUAGUAAAAAACAAGAUAUCCCUGUAUAAAAAAGUCUUCCCUCCUAACCUGGAAAAGCCAACUCUUGCAUUCAUAGGCUUGAUCCAGCCCUUGGGUGCCAUUAUGCCCAUUUCAGAGCUCCAAGGCCGCUGGGUCACUCAAGUAUUUAAAGGGCUAAAGACAUUGCCCUCAAAAAAUGAAAUGAUGACAGAAAUAGCUAAGGCUCAAGGACAAAUGGAAAAAAGGUAUGUGGAGAGCCAGCGCCAUACCAUUCAGGCAGACUAUGUAGACACCACGGAAGAGCUUGCUGAUCUGGUGGGCGUCAGGCCCAAUCUGCUGUCUCUAGCUUUCGCCGACCCCAAAUUGGCAUGGCACUUAUUAACAGGACCCUGCACUCCAAUCCAGUAUCGUCUACAGGGUCCUGGAAAGUGGGAAGGAGCUCGGAAAGCCAUCCUCACCACAGAAGAUCGUAUCAGGAAGCCUAUGAUGACAAGAGAGGUUGAAAGCAGUGAUUCCAUGACUUCAACAAUAACAAUGGCCAGGUUUAUGCUAGCCAUUGUUAUCUUUGCUGUAAUGAUAACCUAUUUUUAGCUGGAUCUAGAGAUGCCUUUAGACUCUGACAAGAUUGAAUUCCUCUUGAGUUUCACCAAAAAUCUUUUAUUUCCCUUUCCAAAGCAUUAAUCCUCUUUCCCCUACAAGGCAAUUCCAGCCUUUCAUUCAUAUUGACUUAUCUCCCUUCUUCUUAAGACCCAUCAUGUUUUCCUUCCAGCAAUCCCUGGUCUGUAAGCUCUGAUACUCUGUUAGUCUUUUUAUGCCCUUAGCAGAGUUAUUACAUGAUAGGUGCUUAAUAAAUGUUUGUUGUUAUCAAAUAUUAUGGUAGGGAGCAGAAGUCAAUAUCUGUAUAAGAAAUGGGUGAUUCCAUGUAACUAAGUUUCUGAUAGGAUUUAGUUUUCUAUUAGAAGCUCAACUUUUAGUUUUUAAUAUUGAAAUUAAGUGUGUUUCCUGAGGGAUAAAAAGAAAUAACGGUCUUAUAACAGUUGUGUAUACCUAAGAUAUAUACAUACUUAUUUUGUCUCAUUAGCUGUUCACUAGUGUAUCUGAUAUCUGGUCAUUCUGAUUCUUUUUCCCUCAGCAAAAGGUCUUUAUUAUCUCAAUGAAGGAACUACCUUAAACUUUCUAGGAUCAUGGGUCAUUCUAAUAAUCUAACAUUUGCAGAAAGUUCAACCAGGAGACCGGAAGUUCUAUUGCUCUCUAUGAUGUGCGCUAACCACCAGGGGGAAGUGCAGAAUGAAGGAAGGCCGGAGCCAGCAGCCAGCAGCAGGGGGGAAGGCCCUGGCUGGCAGGCAGAAGGCCCCAAUUGGCCCUGAUCUCUAGCUAGGCCUAGGGAUCCUACCGGUGCAUGAAUUUCAUGCAUCAGGCCUCUAGUGUUUUAAUAAAUUAAUAAGAGGGGAAGAAUACACAAAUCUCCAACCCAGAAUUCCGAAUAACUUAUGUAGACACUCUGCCUUUGUCAGACUAUAUAUAUCACUUGAUUCUCUCACCUGUUUCCUUCUUGAACUAGUAAAUUCCGUGGAGGAAGAUACUUUGUAAGUAAUCUGUUUGUUGUUAGUGCUGCCUAAAACAUAUGACCUGAGUACGUUAAUGAUUACUUAAUUGCAUAAGUAAAUUUGACAUAAGAUGUAAAAGUAUGAAUGUAUUUUUAAAGGAUCAAAUAAUAUAGUGAAUGUAUCUCAACAUAAAUAUACACAUACAUACAAAAGUAUUAUUAAGGAAAGGAGUGCUUAACAUUUUGAAAUGUUCUAGAAAACAGGGCAAGCCUGUUCUAGAAAAUACUCUGGAAUAGAUCAUUGACCAGACUCAGAAUGUCAUCUCUAAUGUCCUGUUUGGUUUGAAACACAAAUGUAUAUCCUGUCUGUAAUUUACAGGCAUACCUUAGAGAUAUUGUGAUUUCAGUUCCAGACCACCAUAAUAAAACAAGUACUGCAAUAAA
Pipistrellus kuhlii (Kuhl's pipistrelle) is the source of this 3201-nucleotide messenger RNA. Its product is annotated as flavin-containing monooxygenase 5. The transcript has 9 exons. Gene Ontology annotation, molecular function: N,N-dimethylaniline monooxygenase activity; NADP binding; flavin adenine dinucleotide binding. The coding region runs from base 201 to 1802 and encodes 533 amino acids. NCBI's taxonomy places the organism in Eukaryota, Metazoa, Chordata, Mammalia, Chiroptera, Vespertilionidae. The record is from RefSeq and is a predicted model, not a curated record.